This is a messenger RNA of Fonsecaea multimorphosa CBS 102226, 1248 nucleotides long. RefSeq lists its product as uncharacterized. The coding region runs from base 1 to 1248 and encodes 415 amino acids. The record is from RefSeq and is a predicted model, not a curated record. The transcript is spliced from 2 exons. NCBI's taxonomy places the organism in Eukaryota, Fungi, Ascomycota, Eurotiomycetes, Chaetothyriales, Herpotrichiellaceae.
AUGCAGCAAGCCAACUUGUUUGUGAAGGGAAAGGAAGUGGCUACAAAACCAAACGCCUCAGCCGCAGCUACUGCGAGUUGUCUCCUAAACAUCCCCCUUGAAGUCCGCCAAUACAUCUACGACGUAAUGCUUGCCUUCAAGUGUCAAGACCACUUAAACUUACUGUGUGUGAACAAGCAGGUGUACGGUGAAGCUAGGGACUCUUUCUUUCGCAGGCCGCUUGCAUGCAACUGUCAGAAUGAUCUUGUUGAUUUUACAAACAGCUGGCCGGAGAAGGUGCAGCAAAGCAUCAGCAAUCUGAAGCUGAGGCUAGAAGAGGUCGAACCUCAGACUGUGACACCCUGGAUGGCUGGUCAAGCUGCCCAACACCCAUACCUUCAGGAGAUCCAUCGCAUAACAUCUGCGUUGGGGAAACUGCCUGGCGUGACGUAUUUGUCACUUCUCCGGCCAUUGGAUUCUGGCAAGAAUACACCAUCGAGCAUCGUCAUGACCCGAGUCCUCAACUGGAUAGUAGAGCACUAUACCAAGCUGCAUGUGCUGAAGCUCGACAUUGAGCAAUGCCAUAUCAGCUGUCUGGGGUCUAUCAAAGAAUUACAAUCACUCCAAUUCAGCGGGUUUUCGGAAACAAGCGCAACCAGGACAGCCGAAGUGCUCAGCCAGCUGACGAGUCUUGAGAGUCUCUCGGUCACCGGCCCGCCUCCAGGCCUUCUCAUGCGACAGAGACACGGAUAUCAGACCAGGAUUGCCCAGUCCGUCACUCAUCAAGUGUUUCAGCGGAUCAGGCCAUUGAAGCGUCUAACCUUGACACAAAUCACCGAUCCAAAGACAGGCGGGGACGCUCUCCUGAAUUUGAAGACGAUGGAAGCACUGUACGAGUUCCACCGAGAAAGCCUGGAAGUACUCAAGAUAUCCUCUUGCAGGACUCCAGCUUCUGCCUUUAUUGAGUUUCUCUCGGCCUUCUUACUGGACACGCCGAAAAUGCAGGAGCUUAGCUUGACGUGGCCAAACACGGAAAUCACCUUGGUCGACUUCAUCUCAAGCUCGAUCCAGAGGCUGGAGUUUGCAAUAGACUCAACGGAACAAGCCAAAGCCAUUGUUGAUCGACUUGUGCUCAUGCAAUACCGCCUACGACACUUGCGGCGGAUCAAAUUCAAUGUCAUCAACGAGAUGAUCGAGACGUCAGUUGAACAAGAGAGCAAAUCAAGUCAUCUCAGUUUCUCCCUGCCAAUUCAGCAUUUAGCAGCGUAA